AUGGCGCAGAGCGGCAGGGACGAGGGAUGGCUUCGCGCCUGGUGCACGAAGCUCGACAUCCCCGCAGAUGACUUCAAACCUCUUCUACCACUGACAUCCACUUACAUGAUAUCAACGCAGAAAGAAGACGAAGCCGAGGCGAACCUCCUCCUCGCACGAGCCUCGGAAGAACGAAGAAACGGCGAAGCGAAGACCACCGCGGCAACGUCGAAGAUUAAGAAGGACAAAUGGACGUACGAGGACUACUGCGGAGUUCUGUCGCAGAUAGUGAACACAUCUGGGGCAGUGGGAGUAGCAGAGAGCGUUUGGGAGAGCCUUCAGCUGCAGAAGCCGAAAAAGGCGCGGGCUGGUCGAUUUGCGCGACGGCAACAAGCGGGUGACGAAGAGACGGAUGAUUUGCUUUUCCUUUUGCUCUGCAGCACGAUGCGAUAUAAACAGACGGACAUGUUUCACUUCCUUGCCCAUUCCGCGAGCCAGGAAGUCGUCAACCGAAUGAUCCCCACUGCUAUCCAGAUGCACAGCCAACAAUACACCAAGAUCCUCCUGGAAGAGAACGCCGAUCCGAAUACCUGCCCUGAAGAGUUCAUAACGUUGGUGAGAGCCGGGGAUGAAGAAUUUGUUCGCCUUCUACUCCAGGCGCAGACCGCAAUUGAUCUGGCGACUCUUACCUCCGCCCUUCCCGAUGCGGUCCAGCGAGGAAGCGCCCCGAUCGUCCAACUCCUUCUUGCCCACGGGGCUGACGCCAAUGCCCACAAUGCCAGUGCGAUGGAAAAGGCUAUCCGCGCGAAGCGUACCGACCUUGCGUUGUUGAUGUUCAUGUCCCCGAACCCUCCAUUGCCCGAGACACUCGCCCCGAUCGUCGCUUAUGUCUUCUUCAAGAUGGAAAUGCUCGAGGACAAGAAAUACAAUCUCAUCGAGCUGCUGUUGAAUGGAGGUGCAGCUGGUGAAUGCGUUUCCCUUGCGCUGGGUGGUGCUGUUCGACAGCGAUGGACGGACAUGGUGGAGUUGUUUGUCGACAAAGGUGUCUCCGUCAAUUACUACAACGCUGAGGGAUAUCGACAUGCCAUUCACGAGGUGGACCUAGAAACACUGAAAAUCUUGAACAGGGGCAACCUAGACGAUGAUCUGGCGACGGACCUGUUCAGCGAAAUCUACAAGACAAAACACGGGAGUUCAAUCCCCAACGAGAAGUGGACCGCACUAGCAGAGCUCCUGCUUGACAAGGGUGCCGCUGGAAAGGUCGUCGACGAGGCGUUAGUCGAAAGGGUGAGAGUCAAAGACCUUGCGAGCGUCAAAUUGUUGCUACGGGAAGGCGCCUCAGUUGAUUACGACAACGCCGCCGCCCUCGAUGAUGCCGUCGCUUCCCAGAAUGCAGAGUUCAUCGACGCAAUACUCCAGUAUCAACCGGCAGCCCAGUCAGUUAACUCCGUGUUCCGUCAUGUACAAACAUUCCCUCGCGAUAUUCGGAUUCUUAUAACCCGCAAACUCCUUGACGCCGGCGCAAACGGCGAGGAAGUGGAUAGGAUAUUGAAGCUGGCCAUGUCGCGACCGACCGGCGAUCGUGACCGAGAUUUCAUCAAGGUCCUGGUUGAUGGUGGUGCUGAUGUUAGCCAGCGGAACGGGGAUCUUCUCCGCGUCGCUGUUGAAUCUUCUGACUGCGAGACGCUGGAAAUUUUACUUCUCGGUUUUCCUUCGCCCACCGUUCUAGCUACCUGCGUGUCUCUUGCUAUGAAACUGGAUGAAAGUCAACGGUACAAGAUUAUUCACAUCCUCCUCCACGCCGGUGCUCGUGGCGAUGAGGUUUCCCAAGCACUAGUGGAUAGUGUCGACGAUGCUGCCUCCGGCUGUGAGCUAGCCUCGCUAUUGCUUACCGCCGGCGAGGCAAACACAGGCUACAAAAAUGGCGAAGCCUUCAAGAAAGCGAUCGAGUCAAGCAGCGUCGACAUCCUCGAGCUCCUUGCGCAAUAUAACCACUUGAUGGAUUCCGAUUUCUGCUCCUGCCUUUUGGUAGCGAUAGAUCUCCUCCAACGCGACAGGACUCGCCUAGAGAAGAUCCGCAUCCUACUCAUGAGCGGCCCAGACUUGUCAGGGAGUACUGGGACGGCAGCGCUCCGUCAUGAAAUGGAAGGCCUCAAGCGGCGAUCCGAAACGACUCUCGGCGUACUGGAAAUGCUACUUGGGGCUGGAGCGGACGUCAAUCACAAUCAGGGCCAGAUCUUUGUCGAUGCCAUAGAGCUUGACAUGUUCGAUUGCUUUAAGCUGUUUAUGAACGCCAGCCCAUCCUUCCAGUCGCUAGAGCUGGCUUUUGACAAGGCACUACUGUACGCUUUUCCGACCGAAGACCGACCCGUCGAUAAGAGAUACCUAGAACAACUUCUAGCGACAGGGCUGCCUCAAGAGACUCUUGAUAAAGCGCUCUUGCACACCGUCGACAAGCAGAAUGAGGACCUAGUACUUCUUCUCCUCAAACAUGGCGCAUCCGUUAAUUACGAAGACGGAGUUGCGGUGCGCAAAGCGAUUCAAAAGCUGGACAUUAGUUUGUUUGCCCACCUAUUGCGCCACGAGCCGACCGAGGCCACACUCAACAGCGGGUUUGGGUUGAGCAUGGCAAUCCAUGACAUUGGGGCGAAGUAUCAGGCGUACGAACUGCUUCUCACGGCCGGAUCAAUCUCACAGCGGCUUCUCGACGAGGCUCUUGUGUCGGCUGCGGAUGCUGGGUGGAUGCAGGCGUCCACUUGUGAACUGCUGCUCAAACACAAGGCUUCUCCGAACUAUGCGACCGGUACGCCAAUCUGUCGAGCCGUCAAGUCUUCCAGUUAUCGAAUUGAUUUGACAAGGAUGUUCCUGCUGUACAACGUCUCCAAGGAAGCUGUUGCCGCGGCGCUAGUUUGUGCUUUCGACGCACUCCAGGCCGAGACACGCGUUGCGACCAUGGAGCUCUUGCUUACAGCUCAUAAACCGCAACAAACGCUCGACCAACUUCUUCUCAAGGCAGUACAUGCGCCAUAUUGCGACGGUAAGCUAAUGCAGUGUCUGCUGAAAGCCGGCGCAUCGGUCUUCUACCGAGGAGGGGAAUGCAUCCUUCACGCCGUCAUGAUCAAUGACGUAGAGACACUCCGCGUUCUUGAACCCUACUUCCACGGCCAUUCUGGCAUGUCGGAGAUAUUCAUGACGGUAUGGGGCAAUGGAAAACGUGCCAACUCGCAACAGGAGAAGGAUGUUCUCUCGAUUUUACUGGCCGCCGGUGCUUCGGGAGAGCCCGUCAGUAUGGCGCUACUGGAAAGCGUCAAGACUGUUUCAACCACGCCUGCCGGGUUUGCGUUUAUCACUAAUCUACUCAAGGCCGGUGCGGAUGUAAAUUACAGCGAAGGAGCCAGUCUCAUGGAAGCCUCGACACAAGGAAAUGCGCGCUUGCUGAAGGAGUUGCUGCCGUAUGGCCCUCGACGAACUCAUAUGACGCGCGCUUUUCCAUUGGUCUUAAAAUCUGGAGUUGAUGGCCAAGGCCUUCGCGAGAUCGCUGUUGCUUUUUGUUCACACGCAGCUUCUCCUGAUCUGACUUAUGAGCAUCCCACCUGCGGGCCUAUCCUCUGGCAGAUGCUUCAGACGUACCCCAACGAGCGCGAACUGCUUCAGUACUUGGUCGACAAGGGUUGCACAGUUGAUCCGAUUGUCAAAGCAACGCUUCCGCUGUUACAAUGCGAAGAAGAUGUGUCAUUGCUCUGCUGGGCGCUUGCCAAGGAGAAGGGUGCCCUUAAGGAGGACGUUAUCGAUAUCCUCGUCGCUGGUGGAGCAAACGUAAACUAUCAAACAACCCUAUCCCAGAGCACACCUCUUCAGCUAGCCAUCCUCACCUCCCGCAGCGCCACUAUUGCGACACUACUACGUUUCAGCGCUGAUCCGUCCCUUGAAUCAAACGGCAUAUCCCCACUAUCUCUCGCGGCUUCCAUCGGAGACGCCAAAAUCGCUCGGCAGCUCGUAGGCGCCGGCGCUGCUCCUGGCGAUGGCGCCCUCCACGAAGCGGCCAGGAUGGUCAAUGUUAGCGUCUUGCAGGUCUUACUGAUCGAAGGCAAACAGCGUGACUACGCUUGCUCCCGGUUUCAAGGACGUACAGCUUUGGCAGAACUCUGUCUGCGCGGCGGGAAUAAACCUGUCAGCCAACUCAAAGCCGCCAUUGCACUGCUGAAGAACAAUGGCAAUGUCAAACGCAAGUCGCGAGGGAAGUCUGUCCUCCACUUUGCCCUAGACAAUCCCAACGCCAUCCUGGUAACACAAGCCGUUCUCGAUGUGUUCAUGAGCGAGCACAUAAACGCCGACUUCAACCUCUUCGAAGAAGGCCGCUUCCGCUACUCCCCACUUGCCUACGUCUCCCGAGGCCUCAACAAAGCACCCCCGGAACAACGCGCCGGACUCGUCGAUCUCCUCCUGGAAUUCGAAUGCCGCGACCGCUACUGGGCCGUCGAAGGCGACCAACCACCCGACAUGAUCGGUGCCCCAGACGAAAUCAUGCGCGCGAUCAAAUCCCAGCGUCAGCGCCAAGCGACCAUCCAAGAAGAGCACGAAGACCACCACCGCCGCCUCCUCCAUCUCCGCGCCCAACAAGACCAAGAGCUCGCGGCCCUCCGAGCCCGCCAUGACCUGACAAUCGAGAACUCCCGCGCGAUCGCAAGCGAAACCGCCAGAAUCGAGCACGAGACUGCAUCCCGCCAAGCAACCCUCGCCUCGCACCGCUACGACGCCGAACUCGCGUACAUGCGCCAAGUCACGGACCUCGCGAACCGGCGCAAAGACGACUCGAAUUACCGCGAUAUCGAGCACAGACGCCAACUUGCUAUCAUGGAGAAGUCCCAGCGCGACGAGACGUAUAAUGAUGAAAGACGGCGCCGAGAGGAAGCCUACAGCGUUGAGAAACAGCGGCGUCAGGAAGAGGUUGCUGCGAUCCAGCACCGCGAACGCCUGCUGACUAGUGGGUAUGAGGACCGCGCGAAGAUUGACCGGGACCGGUAUGCGGAGCAAAUGCGGCUGUUUGAGCAGCAGAAGCAGAUUAUGGAGAUGAAUUCGAGGGCUAGGGGUGGCAUGCAGCAGCAGCAGCAGCAGCGGAUUGGGUAUGAGCCGGACUCGUUGGAUUAG
This is a messenger RNA of Aspergillus mulundensis, 5127 nucleotides long. RefSeq lists its product as uncharacterized. Bases 1 to 5127 code for a protein of 1708 amino acids. Lineage: Eukaryota; Fungi; Ascomycota; Eurotiomycetes; Eurotiales; Aspergillaceae. The record is from RefSeq and is a predicted model, not a curated record. The transcript is spliced from 3 exons. Gene Ontology annotation, molecular function: protein binding.